GUUUUCGUCGUGUUGUUUUCGGUUCGGUUCUCGAUGAUAAGUAGAGGUUUGUUCGCUUGCGAUGCAUCGACGUGUCGAGUAGCACUAAUCCGAGUGCAGUACCACAACCACGUGCAGUUUUCUUUCACUCGUAUAUUUCUCCAUGUCAACCCUCCUUAUCCUUUUCCCUCCACCGUGAUACGACGAAUGAUUGAAAAACAUGCAGCUACGGAAGCAACAGAGUAUUCAGAAAACAAAUCAGUUUAGUACUAGUUACACCGCAGGACAGACAAGAUGGGGGAUGCCUACUUGGAUACGUCCAAGAGGUAUAAUGUGAGUCCUGGUUUUCACCUUCGCCCUUGUUAUUUGUGUGAACGUCGGAAGAUGCUGGAAAAUAUUUGUUGAAGUGUGUGAUGUAGAAGUCAGUGCCUGCGAGAUGACCGAAAUUUUUCAAAUCAAAUCACAAAAAUUGAUACCAGCUUCCUCGACUCGUUCGAUUUUACCGCAAUAGAGGAGAUGGACCCCAGCCUGACGGAAGGACACCGAGUAACGUAUGACCGGGAAUGCCCUUUCGAGUUACGAGUACAGGACGCAGAUACCGGUCCGCAGGAAGUAGGCACGCUGGAAGCAAUAAAAUGCAAGAUAUUACUCUUGGUAUCAGGUUUUUUUUCGCUUGGUACUAAAGUUUCAAAGAAUGAGAAUCCAUAUGCAAUUCCAAAGCAAUGUUGCGCCAGGAGACCUGGUAUGUUUGUCAUCGUCCGGAGUCCAAGAAAAGAAAAAAGUUCGGAGUUGGUACCGCCUUUUGAUGCGCACAAAAAUUAAAUGGAAACCGCUCGAGUUUGAGACACAAUAAGCCGUAAAAAUUGCAAUUCAGGGCGACGAGCAGCAACCAAACCACAUAAGGAUUGAGCUCACUUCCGAAAACGACUUGUUUUUCCACUAUACGCACUCGGUCGACGAGCAGGGGUUCCGGCAAAUGCAGGAAAGUCAGAAAUUGAUGAUUGACUUCCCCGACUACUGCUCCGUGGUGAUAAAAAUGCUCAACAACUGCAUCAAGGAGCCACAUAGGUAGUGACUUUGACUACGAAGAUGAAUUCACUUCACCGCCUUGUGCUUGAAACAGUCUGACGUAGCUGCUCGAUCUGAUGUACCAGCUUAUGGUGAGAACAAGACACAUAAAACAAAGACAUGACUCACCAUUGUUUCACAGCUUCCUCGCAGUAUUCGUGAUGCAGCGAGACGGGCACGCUCGAUUGGACUUCAUCCAGAACAUGGAAUACAAGUUCGUCGAGCUCUUAUCCUGCGAUUUCGUCGCCUCUCCGGAGGAAGUAGUCCGACAGCAGAUCUCCUUCCGGUACAACUCCGUCAAGACAAAGCUCAGCUUGAUGCAAGCUAGGCUACAGGUAUUCAUUCACAUUCUGAAGUGUCUACUAGUACUUCUCGUCGUCGUGAAAGCGAUUGUGACAGACGUCUUUGUUGGUUUUCGAAUUUAUGCAACAUGAUCUAUGAUCUUCGGGAUUUUGUUUAGCAGCAGCAAAAGGAAAAACCAAUACAGGACGUCAACGCCUUGGUGAAAGUGAAGAACCCUAGUCUCCUGCUCCAGUUGCAGAAAGCGCCCAACCGUGGGCAGGCCAGCGGGCGGAGAUGAGUUUUUACGAUGCAGCUUGGCGCACCAAAUGCAUGCUGUAAGCACAGAUACCUUUUACAACAACAAAGCUUGUCAACAAAAGACGAGGACAAUACCUUUACCAGUGACUAUUAAACUUAUUUCGCGAAAAGAUGAACUAAAAAACUCUUCUUGAUCAACUGAAAACAAUUUGAAUUCAGCCAAAGACGUUGAAGACAAACACUUUACAGGACUUUUGACCAUAUUUUUGACUUUGAAAAUUGGUGACAAAGAUCAUCAAAAACAAGGGCAAAAUGGUGUGUAUUUCUUGUCGUGCUCGCGCUUGAUCCAAAUUGAAACUUGCAAUGAUUUUCCUGACCACUGCCGAAUCCUGCCGGAUAGGAAAUUAACUGAUUUCGGCUGUGGGCGCAGAAAGACAUCAGCUCGUAUACUUGGUACACUGUGUUUUUCCUCGUGGUACGUAAUACUUACAU
This is a messenger RNA of Amoebophrya sp. A120, 2079 nucleotides long. The record is from the annotation of a GenBank genome assembly. Lineage: Eukaryota; Dinophyceae; Syndiniales; Amoebophryaceae.